Lactuca saligna is the source of this 837-nucleotide messenger RNA. The record is from the annotation of a GenBank genome assembly. Lineage: Eukaryota; Viridiplantae; Streptophyta; Magnoliopsida; Asterales; Asteraceae.
AUGGCAGGUUCGUCUGAAACAACAUCAUUUGCUGACCAAUCAACCUCUGUGGUCAUGCUGAAUGUGAAACCUAGUCAAAAUUUGAUCCUCGAUCUCACUGCCUCAUGCUACAAUGAAUCAUUACGGUCGAUAAUUGAGUGCUUGCAUUUCUCGCCACUGGAUCAAGCCUUGACCAUGGUAGAAUCCAUUUCUCUCAUCCAUCUUUCAAAGGCGUUCUCCACUCUAUCUUAUGUUCUUGCUGAUGAUGUGAUUAAUUUUGAGAUUGACUCUAAAAAAUCCUCCAUUAAUAAGGCUCGAUUCUGCAGAAUGCUAGGGUUUGGUACGUCUGAGGGCCCGGUUGAUCCUGCUUUGAUUUCUUCGUUUGGUCUCAUUCACAUGUUUUACCAAAUGGGCUAUAACAAUGAUAUUUUUUUUUCUUAUACAAGUUCAAGAAUUCCAACCUUCCUCCUGUGUGGAAUGGUUUUUUCACCUUGUUGUUCAAGAGCUUCUUUGAACGUGGUGUCGGCUCCGACAACACAAGUAUGCUCUUUACUACCAUCAUUUACGGUUUGUAUCAUGACAUCAACUUGGAUUACAGUUUUAUUCUCUGGGCACAACUUAUUUAAAGCACAUCUUCUACCACUCAUAUUACUGAAAUUUCCUAUGCUCGGUUUUGGUCCAUUAUCAUCAAAAGAGCCAUGGUUCACUUUGACGUUUCUUUUGUUGGUGAUGUUGUUGUUGAUGCGAUUUCGAUCCUACAUAUUUCAACAUUUAUGUUGUCCGCUACAACUAAGUUCAAUUUCAUUGGAACAAUUCCAGAGGUCAUGCUUGCAAAGGUGCCUCAGGAUAAUGCUAUAG